Triticum aestivum (bread wheat) is the source of this 1517-nucleotide messenger RNA. RefSeq names its product polyubiquitin. The transcript has 2 exons. The coding region runs from base 190 to 1335 and encodes 381 amino acids. The record is from RefSeq and is a predicted model, not a curated record. Gene Ontology annotation, molecular function: protein binding. NCBI's taxonomy places the organism in Eukaryota, Viridiplantae, Streptophyta, Magnoliopsida, Poales, Poaceae.
ACACGUCUUCGUCACCGGUGCCGUAGCCUCACGGGACUCUUCUUCCUCCCUUCCCAUCUGACCCGGCCUCCCCGACUAUAAAACCCGCGCUCUCCUCUCCUCUCCGCAAAUCCAACCCAGCCCCCUCCGAUCCCCACCGAAGAAUCUCCGACAGAUCGAAGCCAAGGCUUUCUCGUCCUCCUCCCCAAGAUGCAGAUCUUUGUGAAGACCCUCACCGGCAAGACCAUCACCCUUGAGGUCGAGUCAUCGGACACCAUCGACAACGUCAAGGCGAAGAUCCAGGACAAGGAGGGCAUCCCCCCGGACCAGCAGCGCCUCAUCUUUGCUGGCAAGCAGCUCGAGGAUGGUCGUACCCUUGCUGACUACAACAUCCAGAAGGAGUCCACCCUCCACCUGGUGCUCCGCCUUCGCGGUGGUAUGCAGAUCUUCGUGAAGACCCUGACGGGCAAGACCAUCACGCUUGAGGUGGAGUCCUCGGACACCAUCGACAACGUCAAGGCCAAGAUCCAGGACAAGGAGGGCAUCCCCCCGGACCAGCAGCGCCUCAUCUUCGCCGGCAAGCAGCUUGAGGAUGGCCGCACUCUGGCAGACUACAACAUCCAGAAGGAGUCCACCCUCCACCUGGUGCUCCGCCUUCGCGGUGGUAUGCAGAUCUUCGUGAAGACCCUGACGGGCAAGACCAUCACGUUGGAGGUGGAGUCCUCGGACACCAUCGACAACGUCAAGGCCAAGAUCCAGGACAAGGAGGGCAUCCCCCCGGACCAGCAGCGCCUCAUCUUCGCCGGCAAGCAGCUCGAGGAUGGCCGUACCCUUGCUGACUACAACAUCCAGAAGGAGUCCACCCUCCACCUGGUGCUCCGCCUUCGCGGUGGUAUGCAGAUCUUCGUGAAGACCCUGACGGGCAAGACCAUCACGCUGGAGGUGGAGUCCUCGGACACCAUCGACAACGUCAAGGCCAAGAUCCAGGACAAGGAGGGCAUCCCCCCGGACCAGCAGCGCCUCAUCUUUGCCGGCAAGCAGCUCGAGGAUGGCCGUACCCUUGCUGACUACAACAUCCAGAAGGAGUCCACCCUCCACCUGGUGCUCCGCCUUCGUGGUGGUAUGCAGAUCUUUGUCAAGACCCUGACGGGCAAGACCAUCACGCUGGAGGUGGAGUCCUCGGACACCAUCGACAACGUGAAGGCAAAGAUCCAGGACAAGGAGGGCAUCCCUCCGGACCAGCAGCGCCUCAUCUUUGCCGGCAAGCAGCUUGAGGAUGGCCGCACUCUGGCAGACUACAACAUCCAGAAGGAGUCUACCCUCCACCUGGUUCUCCGCCUGCGUGGUGGCCAGUAAGUGACUGGUCAUGGCGUUGCUUCUGUCUCCAGGGUUCACAGGUCUUGUGUCGCCGUUGUUCUCCAAUGGGUGCCCUUGUCUGGUCGUGUCGUUGUUUCCAUCACUGAUCUGUUCGGUUGUCUAAAAACUUCCCACGGCUUUGGUUAUAUGAUUAAUAAGUGAGCCCUUAAUAUCGUGCGUAA